AAAGCAGCUGAGAAAAGAGCAAUCGCUCCAUUGCUCCGUCGCGAGUCCAGACUCCACCCAGAGCAUGAACCCGCGCUACAAAGCCCUCCCCAAAUCCUUCGGCACCCGAAGCUUCCUCCGCAAAUCCAACCAAACCCUCGUCAAAUCCUUCGCCUCCUCGGCCCCAGCCCCGUCAAGCGCACCGCCCCACACCGACGCGCUCGCGGAGCUCGUGCACGCCACCCGUUCGGCGAAAUGCCUCCGCAGGCUCCACGCGCUGCUGGCCGUCACGGGCGCGAUCAACCGGGACACCUCCGCCGUCACGGCCGCCGUCGAGGGCUACCUCUCCCUCGGCAUGCCGGGCGCCGCGGCGUCGUUGUUCGCCGGGUCCCACCGCCGCCGCCCCACGGUGUACUCGCUCAACCUCGCCGUCCGCUGCUUCUCGGCCCACGGGUUCCACCGGGAGCUCCUCGGCCUGUACAGGACGGCGUGCGCCUACGGUGGUGGCUCCGACAACUUCACGUUCCCGCCGGUCAUCAAGGCGUGCACGGCCGUGGGAUGCCUCCUCCUUGGGAGGGAGGCGCACGGCAGGGUCCUGCGGGACGGGCACGGGGACAAUGUCGGCGUGCAGACCGCGCUGCUUGACAUGUACGCCAAGGCUGGCUGGGUUGGCGCGUCCAGGGCGGUGUUUGACUGCAUGGCGCAGAGGGACCUGAUUUCCUGGAACGCGUUGAUCUCGGGGUACUCUCUGAAUGGGUGCUUCAGAGAAGCUGUCGAGGCUAUGCGGGAGAUGCAGGAGGACGGCAUGAGGCCGAACGCUAGCACUUUUGUUGCUGCUGUCGGUGUCUGCGGUGCAGUCGGAGAUUCGGAUGCCGGUGAUUCGCUGCAUGCGUUUGCGCUGAAAUGUGGGGCGCUUGCUGAUGAAUCCGUCACACCUGCAUUCAUCUCAAUGUACGCUGGGUUUGAUGAUCUUUCCUCGUCGCGGUUGCUCUUUGAUCUGCAGCCUGUGAAGGAUUUGGUGUCUUACAAUUCCAUGAUCUCAGCGUACAUGCAGCAUGACAAAUGGAAGGAAUCAUUCGAGGUCUUCAGGUUGAUGCGCUGUGCAGGACUAGGGCCUAAUCUGGUAACAGUGGUAUCUGUCCUUCCAACCUGCAGUGAUUUCUUUGGUGUACACGUCGGCGAAUCUGUGCAUGGUAUGGUUAUCAAGUUUGGCCUUGCAGAGCAGAUUUCUGUUGUCAGCGCUCUUGUUUCUAUGUAUUCUAAACUUGGGGAGUUGGAUUCAGCUGUGCAGCUUUUCUGCAGUUGUACUGCAAAGAACCAUCUUCUGUGGAACUCCAUAAUUUCUGGGUACAUUUUGAACAACGAAUGGCACACUGCUCUUGAUGCAUUCUGCAGGAUGCAAACUGAAGGUGUUGCAGCCGAUGCAACAACUGUCAUUAAGGUGAUCUCCGGAUGCAGGCACAUAAAAGAUUUACGUAUGGCAAAGUCCAUCCAUGGAUAUGCUGUGAGAAACAGUUUUGAAUUGAACCAAAGCGUGAUGAAUGCACUCCUGGCUAUGUACGGUGACUGUGGAGAACUCUCAAAUUCCUACAAGUUAUUUCAGAAAAUGGAAGUACCUAUGUUGAUAUCUUGGAACACGAUAAUAUCUGGCUAUGCUGAAGCUGGAGAUGCAGAGGCUUCUGUAAGACUCUUCCGCCAGAUGCGCCAAGCAGACUUGCAGUUUGAUGUAGUAACCCUGAUUGGCCUUACCAGCAGUAUUUCGGUGGCUGAGGAUGCCACAAUUGGAGAAUCACUUCAUUCUUUGGCAGUUAAAAGUGGAUGCAGUACAGAUGUUUCUCUUACACACACCCUCAUUACUAUGUACAGCAACUGUGGUUCUGUUCAGGCAUGCCAGCGACUCUUUGACAGCUUGUCUUCUGUGAACACAGUCUCUUACAAUGUUCUGAUGACCGGAUACCGUAAAAACAACCUAUCUGAAGAGAUCUUACCUCUGUUUUAUGAAAUGGUAAAGAAUGAGAAGGAGCCAAAUCAUAUUACAUUACUGAAUGUAUUGCCUGUUUGUCAGAGUCAGUUGCAAGGAAAGUCUGUCCACGGCUAUGCAGUUCGAAAUUUCUUCAGGCUAGAAACCCCUAUGCUCACAUCAGCCAUUUGUAUGUACAGUAGGUUCAACAAUUUUGAUUACAGCUGCAAACUCUUCAAUUCGGUUGGUGAAAAAAACACCAUAGUAUGGAAUUGCAUCUUAUCUGCCUGUGUUCAGUGCAAGCUGGCUGAUAUUGCAUUUGAUUUCUUCAGGCAGAUGUGCUUCCUUAAUGUGAAUCCUGAUGCAGUAACCAUGUUGGCACUCAUCUCAGCAUGUUCGCAGAUUGGAAAAGCAGAUUUGGCAGAAUGUGUUACAGCUCUCUUACUAAAGAAUGGCUUUGGUGGAAGCCUUUUUGUUGUCAAUGCUCUCAUUGACAUGCAUUCAAGGUGUGGAAGCAUUUCAUUUGCAAGAGAGCUCUUUGAUAGCUCAGGGGCAAAAGAUUCUGUUACUUGGAGUGCAAUGAUCAACUCAUAUGGUUUACAUGGGGAUGGCAAGUCUGCCAUUGACCUUUUCUCCAUGAUGAUAGCUUCAGGAGUGGAGCCAGAUGACGUAACUUUUGUUAGUAUCUUGUCAGCUUGCAGUCAUAGUGGCCUUGUAGAGCAAGCAAGAUCCUUGUUUAAAUCACUACAGAUAGACUACGGCAUCACACCGAGGAUGGAGCAUUAUGCAUGCAUGGUGGAUCUGCUAGGUCGAACUGGCCACUUGGAUGAAGCCUAUGAUGUUGUCGGGUCAAUGCCAUUCAGACCAUCAGAAAGUUUGCUUGAGUCAUUGCUUGGAGCCUGUAGAUUCCAUGGAAAUUCCAAAAUUGGAGAGGCUGUGGGGAAAUUGCUCAUUGACUCUGACCACAGUAAUCCACGGUCUUAUGUCAUGCUUUCUAACAUCUAUGCUUCAGUUGGUAAAUGGAAUGACUAUGAGUGGCUGCGGUUAGAUAUGGAAGGAAAAGGGUUGAGGAAAGAUGUGGGAAUCAGUUUGAUUGAGUAGCCCUGAUCCUACAACAAGCUCCAUUAGCUAGAGAACUUUUUUUUGUCAAACACAAGGCAUUAAAAUUGUGGGGAAUGUGUUGAAACCCUGCUCAAGCCUAAGUUGAUGUUCGUCUACUGACAGCUGGUAGAGCAUUUGUUUAACACAAGAAACAUGCAAAAUCAUUCUUCUGCGAGAUUGACAGUUGUUAGAGCAUUUUUUAACACAAGAAAAUAGUCUAAAUCAUUCAUCCAUGGAUUAAUUUCUUGGAGUAGCUAGUUGUUACACAAAGUUUGAAAUAUCUCCAUCUCAGUGCAACCAGGAUUGUUUGCUUUUAAAAUGCUAAAUGCAUUGUUAUCCUUGAA
This is a messenger RNA of Aegilops tauschii subsp. strangulata, 3384 nucleotides long. Lineage: Eukaryota; Viridiplantae; Streptophyta; Magnoliopsida; Poales; Poaceae. The record is from RefSeq and is a predicted model, not a curated record.